Parnassius apollo (apollo) is the source of this 957-nucleotide messenger RNA. Lineage: Eukaryota; Metazoa; Arthropoda; Insecta; Lepidoptera; Papilionidae. The record is from the annotation of a GenBank genome assembly.
AUGAUUCGAUCACCAAAUGGCAAUGAAUCAAAAUACAACUCACAACCAGACUUGUCCAGAAGGACGGAAGAAGAAAGUAAUGUUAGUAUCCGUAAAAGAAAAAAAAUGGACCACGACUGUGACUGCAAAGCUGAGAUACAAGGACUACGCAGUGAGGUAUCGCGUAUGAAUAAUCUAUUAGAAAAUUUCGUUAUAUCACAGGAGAAAUUAAUGACCGAUAUGCGUGAAAAUAUAAAAACAUUGAACGAAGAGAUCAAAGAUAUCAAAUCCUCGACUUCGAGGAUAGUAAAAGACCAGGACAACAUCAAAGGAUGUAUAACAGAUUUAAAUAGCAAAUUUUCUACGCACGAAGACAGGCUCACUUGUCUUGAAGGUAGUCUCAAGACAUCUACCACUACUACCAUUGAUUCAUCAGAGCCGAAUCAGUUGAGGAAAUAUGAAGAAAUAAUUCAGGAAAUUAAAGAGAGAAAAAAGAGAGAAAAAAAUAUUAUUAUAGUUGGCAUAUCAGAACAGACUGCUACCAGUACUGAGGAGAGGGUUGCAAAAGACGAAGCUGAGGUUUUAAACAUAACAGCCGUGGUUACAGAGGUGCCUAAGCUGACUGCUCACCACGUCUUACCAAAUUUAAUCCUAAAGAAACACUGCACACAAGUGUUUAGUCAAUCUGUUGGAGUGGGCCUUGCGUGUCUGGCAGAAUUGGGAGCUAUUGAUAAGAGCAGUGUUGAGACAGCGGACCUCCUAUUGUUUUUCGAUGACCUAUUUGACAGCGUGAAUGGUAGUUACAGCGAAAUUGUAGGAAGAAAAAAGUAUCGUGCUGCAGUAACUUCAACUUCACCGCAUCACAAUUUGUGGAAUUAUAGUAUCCCAAUCCUCAAAAGUAUGAAAUUUUUUGAUCCUAAAUGUGAAAAAGAUGAUAGUGUUUGUCUCCAGUUCUUAAAAUGUUUUAACGAAUCCUAG